UAUCUCUCUCUAUAUGUCUAUAAAUCCUACAUAAUUGAUAUAGACCCGAGUCCCUUAGCUUUCCCGUAUCCAUUCCCUCCUCUAACAAGUAACAAAUCCAACACAGACGGAGACAGAGAUCCACCAAAUUAAUAAGUUUUAGAGAGAGAAGAAAAACUCGCAAAUUGCGUUCUAGAGAGAGAAAUCAAACUCCUCCUGCAUGUAAUUUUAUUUCUACUUUGCAAGGAAUCACUCUGAUGAAGAACCUCUUCUUUAUCGCAACUCUGUUCCUCUUAGGUCUCUCUUCAGCUCUCAAGGAGGGACAAACAUGCGUCGCAGAUGCAAACUGCAACACAGGGUUACACUGCGAAACAUGCCUCGCAAAUGGGAACGUACGGCCGCGAUGUACUCGGAAUCAACCUGUCACUCCAACUUCAAAGGUGAAGGGACUGCCUUUCAAUAGGUAUUCAUGGCUGACGACGCACAAUGCGUUCGCUCGAUUUGGGGAUAGAUCGGCCACCGGCUCUGUGAUUUUAGCUCCGUCGAACCAGCAGGACUCUGUUACCGAUCAGCUCAAUAAUGGCGUUAGAGGGCUGAUGCUUGAUAUGUAUGACUUCAACAACGACAUCUGGUUAUGUCACUCCUUUGGUGGCAACUGCUACAAUUACACAUCUUUUCAACCUGCCAUUAAUGUUCUAAAAGAGAUUCAAGUGUUUCUCGAAGCAAACCCUUCAGAAAUCAUCACCAUUUUCAUUGAAGACUAUGUUACAUCUCCAAAGGGCCUAACAAAAGUGUUUGACGCUGCUGGACUGAGGAAAUUCUGGUUUCCAGUUUCUCGAAUGCCAAACAAUGGUCAAGAUUGGCCAACAGUUGAUGAUAUGGUCCGGCAGAAUCAGCGUUUAGUAGUUUUCACUUCAAAAUCUUCUAAGGAGGCUGCAGAAGGGAUUGCACAUGAGUGGAAAUACUUGGUAGAAAACCAAUAUGGUAAUGGAGGGAUGGUGGCCGGUUCAUGUCCAAGCCGUGGAGAAUCAUCACCCAUGAACACGAAAACACGAUCACUAAUCCUAAUGAACUAUUUUCCAGAUAACCCUGAUUUAGCCCAAGCUUGCAAGUAUAAUUCAGCUCCACUAAUUAGCAUGCUCAACACUUGUUAUCAAGCGGCUGGUAAACGAUGGCCUAACUUCAUUACUGUCGAUUUUUACAAGAGAAGUGAUGGAGGUGGAGCUCCUGAAGCUGUAGAUGUGGCAAAUGGUCAUCUAAUUUGUGGUUGCGACAACAUUGCCUACUGCAAGGAAAAUACAACUUACGGAAAGUGUGACAAACCUGAGGCGGCUGCUGUUGCCCCUGCGGCCGGAGCAGCAACAGGACCUGGGAAGUACUUCAGUUCAUCCAAUUCGGAUGGCAGACCGAUUCAGUAUCUUUGGUUGUUCUGGAUUGCAUUGUUUGCCAUAAGUUCCUCAUUGUAAUUAUGGAUUUCGCAACCUUGAUUGGUUUGCUAUAAGCUCAGAACAAAAUGACAGCUGAUAAAUUAUUAGUUAGGCCAUUUGGAAUUAUUUGUAAUGGAUGUCAUGUGAUCACAAUAAUAAAUAUUUAUCUUACCAAAUAA
Cornus florida is the source of this 1585-nucleotide messenger RNA. RefSeq names its product PI-PLC X domain-containing protein At5g67130-like. Lineage: Eukaryota; Viridiplantae; Streptophyta; Magnoliopsida; Cornales; Cornaceae. Gene Ontology annotation, molecular function: phosphoric diester hydrolase activity. Bases 237 to 1445 code for a protein of 402 amino acids. The transcript is spliced from 8 exons. The record is from RefSeq and is a predicted model, not a curated record. Gene Ontology annotation, biological process: lipid metabolic process.